AUGCUCUGCAGCUCUGCAGAGUCACGUCCCGUUACGCUUUGCAGAGCCAAGAAAUUCGGCAAACAAAUACAGAAGCGCCAACUCGAAGUUCCCGAGUAUGCGGCAAGCUUUGUCAAUUACAAGGCCUUGAAAAAGCUCAUCAAGAGGCUAUCAGCCACACCCACCCUCAGCGCACAAACCAUCCCACAUCGCUCGGCCACCCCCAUAGAUUCGCAGGCAGCGUUGCAGGCCAACCGGGCAACAUUUUUCUUCCAGCUUGAACGAGAGCUCGAGAAAGUCAAUGCCUUUUAUCUUCAAAAAGAGGCCGAGCUCAAAGUUCGCCUCAAAACACUCCUAGACAAGAAGAAGGUUCUCCGUUCACGGGGUGCAGGCGUCUCUCGGCGCUCUGCCAAGUUUACCACCCUGCAGGAGGGGUUUCAGCAGUUUGCAAAUGAUUUAAACAAGCUGCAACAAUUUGUGGAAAUCAACGGCACUGCAUUUUCCAAGAUUCUCAAAAAAUGGGAUAAAACGUCAAAGUUGAAGACCAAGGAACUCUACCUCUCGCGUGCUGUCGAGGUGCAACCAUUUUUUAAUGCCACUGUCAUCAGUGAGCUAUCCGACCAGGCCACGACCAGUCUACAGGAGCUGGGCGCGUGGGCCGAGGGUGACCACGAAAUCCGUUUCGAUGGGAGGGCCCCCCAGCCCGACCACAUCGUCAGCAGCCAGCAUCUGCUUGGCACCGACGAGGGUGAUGCAGACACACUUCUGUUGGACACGGUUCUGGCCGGCCACCUCGACUCUUUGCGUGACCUGCUGGGUCGUAUGACCACUGCAGCUGCAGCUGCCCGUGGCCAGAAUGACGGCACGGGGAACAGCCUGGACAUUGCACUUGCAGAGCGUGUCACACGUACCUUUCUGGCAUCAAUCAACGAGGGCUCACAAGAGGCACUGAAGUCCCUGAUCGAGACAAGACUUGUCGAUGUGCACAGCGAAGAUGACAUCAACGAAACUGCCUCCAUCAAGCCACCAUAUACGGCAACACCGGGUCCUGACGCGAUCGACCUCAUUGACCAUGACAACUUUACGCCUUUGAUUCAUGCCAUCAUACACGGUUACCUCGACUGUGUCAGCCGGCUUCUCGAAAAGUCUGCCCGUCUGGACCCCAUCUCCGAUACUGACCACGUUCCGCUCAACCUUGCCUGUGAGCAUGGAUCUGACGCCAUCGUCGAGCUACUCCUGAAAUACGGCGCCCGCAUCCUUCCUGAUGCAGAGGGCCUCUACCCACAGCACCUUGUUGCCCGAUCCGGUCGUGCGCCAACCCUGCUUCUUCUGCUACAGCAAUAUGGUGCCAACCUGAACCAGGUGGACAAGCUCUACGGCUGGACGCCACUGGUGCACGCUGCCAGCGAAGGCAACGUUCCCUGCUUACAGGCACUACUUGAGGCCGGCGUCGAUCCUAACAUCGUCGACGAAAAGGAUCUGCCUGCUAUGUACUACGCCGCAUGGGAGGGCAAUUUGGAGUGCAUGCAACUCCUGACAGCCAUCAACAGCAGACGAAGCCGCCCCCCGGUCUUUCAAGAAAGCCCAUUUGGCUUUCAGCCAUCUCCUGGCGUGCUAGGCUCUCUUGGGAGUGGAAGCAGUGCUCCUAUUCCCAUGGCAUUGGACCCCGACGCUAUCCCUGUGCUGGAGCUGCCACCCCCGAUCAUCCCACUGCGGCGCUACGGCCACAACUUCCUUGAUACGAAAACGGUUGUGCAGAUAAGCUUUGACGAUCAGAAUGGCGAACCGCCACUCGUAUUCUUCCACGACGGCAAAUACCCAGCAGCACGGCUGACGAUCUCAUCCAAGGUGGCCGAUUUGAUUCCCAAAAACAUCAUGUUGCCCUUCCAGGAGGACACACGGCUUGUGUCCUUCCAGGUUGACAACCUCGACUCUUUUGUCCUAGACUUUGAAGUGUUUCCCACGUACGGGGCCAAGAUCAUCGCAAAAACGGUGGCUUUGUCAAGUACGUUCCGCGCGUUGCUCAACAGCUCAGGCAACAGCUGCUGUCUUCCACUGUUCGACCCACGUCUGCGGGCCAUUGGCCAGAUCAGCUUCCACACACAAGUUGUCAAGCCUUUUCCCGGAAAGCCCCUGGAAAUUGCAGACUUCGAGACGUACUGGAAGGCCACCAGCCAGCUGGAUGGCCAUCCCAGCACUUUCAUCGCCGGCUCAAGCUUGUCGGGAGACUACGUGCGCGUCUAUGUUCAAAACACAAGAGACGGCGUACCUGUGUUGUGGCCGACGUGGACGGUCAACUGUGGAGGAGGAGGAGGGUGUGCAUCUACUCCUGGCACUUGCGGUGGUAUUGAUAUUCCGGUUGCCCGCCUGACCUACGACGAAUUCCUGACGGCCACGGCAGCCGGGCCCGGACGGUCGCAGCUGGCGAGCCUGCCAAAGUAUUCUGCUUGUGAUGCUGCCAUUGUACAUCAGGUACUUGCAGCUUCUGGCGUGACUCUUCGCGACGCCCUAGCGCUGCUGCCCUCCGGGAUGCACGUGAACCUAGAGCUCCUGUACCCCAGCGCCGACGAGGAGCGGGUGAUGGGGCUUGGUGGUUCGGGCAGCGUGGAUCUGAACGCAUUUGUGGACUCAGUGCUGGCUGUGGUGUUUGACCAUGCGCGAGCACAGCGGGCACACACUCCCGACGUGGUGCGGUCAAUGGUGUUCAGCUCAUACAACCCAAGCCUAUGCACGGCCAUCAACUGGAAGCAGCCCAACUUCCCUGUCUUCCUGUGCAACGACCUGGGACGCGAGGACGACGCUACGGUAGCAACCAUCGUGCCGGAGGCGAUAUUGAGUAGCGGCCGACGCACAGCAUCGGUCAAGGAGGUGGUGCGGACGGCGCAGAGCAACAACUUCAUGGGGCUGGUGUGCAGUUCGAGGCUACUGGAUAUGGUCCCGGCCCUAGUGGACGCGAUCAAGUCUCAGGGGCUGAUCUUGGUAGUAGACAAGUCGGCCGAGCAACCGCGAGGGUUCGGCCCACUGCCAAAGGGCAUCGACGGUGUGCUGAAGAGCGACGGUGUGUUGCGAUUUAACGAGUCGAUCGACAUGGAAAUGGACACGGCGGAGGAGGGAGAACUGACUGGCGGCUGGUAG
This is a messenger RNA of Grosmannia clavigera kw1407, 3114 nucleotides long. Its product is annotated as cyclin dependent kinase inhibitor. The record is from RefSeq and is a predicted model, not a curated record. Gene Ontology annotation, biological process: glycerophospholipid catabolic process. NCBI's taxonomy places the organism in Eukaryota, Fungi, Ascomycota, Sordariomycetes, Ophiostomatales, Ophiostomataceae. Gene Ontology annotation, molecular function: glycerophosphocholine phosphodiesterase activity; protein binding. The coding region runs from base 1 to 3114 and encodes 1037 amino acids. The transcript is spliced from 8 exons.